AUGGAAGCACUUGUGUCUGAAUUACGCGAUGAAGUUGAGCGGUAUAAAAAAGAAGCUCGAGAAGCGAAAGCUGAAUUGGAGGAAUUUGUAACCUGUAGUCGCAAUAUGGAAGCAGAAUUAGAUAGCGAGUUAUCUGCAGAAAAAACGAAAAAUAGUAGGCUGGAAAAGCAACUUUCCAGUUUAAUAGAACAGUUAGAGAAAUGUAAACAUGAUAUGGACAGGUAUAGGAAAGAGUCUUACUCGAUAGACUCAAAGCGGAAUAAAGAACUCAAGUCUCUGCGAGCAGAGAAUGAAAGUUUGACCAAGAAAGUUCGAGAGCUGGAACAGAAGAAUGAUGAUCUUGAAAGGGAAUUAAGAAUCAAUGUUGAAACGCUGAAAGACACUGAAAAAAUGUUGAACGAGGAACUGGAAUCUCGGGCAUUGUUAUCAGCUGAACUAGAAGCUAAAGAAGAACUUGGGGAUUUGAAGGAGCACUGUCAGAGGUUAGAAGAUGAAAUCCGAGAUUUGAAGUUGGACAAUAUCGUAAAAGAGGCAAAAAUUCGGAACUGGCGCGCUAUCGAAAGGAAUUCUUUUUCUUCUCAUGUAGAAAACUUAAAAGAAUUGCAGAAUGGUGUAUCUCGACCUUCCGCAGUUAAAAUACCGAAAAUGAAUGGUAGUGUGGAAGUUAGUAUGAAUGGAACCGCGUGUAGCCCGUUAUCAUCACCUCUUGCGCGGAACAUUUCACCAGUCAUAGCAAACUUGUUAAAGACUGUCCAGGGGCUAGAAAAAAAAUUGCUAUCAAUGCAUCCUGAAAGGAACUCGUCGUGUGACACUUGUAUAUCACCGAUAAGCCGUCGUUAA
Messenger RNA from Enterobius vermicularis (human pinworm), 840 nucleotides. NCBI's taxonomy places the organism in Eukaryota, Metazoa, Nematoda, Chromadorea, Rhabditida, Oxyuridae. The record is from the annotation of a GenBank genome assembly.